Osmerus eperlanus (European smelt) is the source of this 578-nucleotide messenger RNA. RefSeq lists its product as uncharacterized. The transcript is spliced from 3 exons. The record is from RefSeq and is a predicted model, not a curated record. NCBI's taxonomy places the organism in Eukaryota, Metazoa, Chordata, Actinopteri, Osmeriformes, Osmeridae. Bases 21 to 374 code for a protein of 117 amino acids.
CGAAAUUGAAAGAAAUAUCAAUGGGGAGAGAUGUCGUUCCCCUGUGCAAUAUUACGAUGCAGCAGGGGGAAACACAGAUGUCCCUGUGUCUCUGGCGGGAGGCUGCGGUGUGGGAACUACAGGUCGGGUCCCACAUUAAAGUUUCCCACCUCAAGGCCGGAAAGUCGGCCUACGGAGUCAGGCUCCAGUCCACAAACUACUCCACCAUGGAGGAGGUCCGCUCAGAGGACAUCGUGGGUGCCCUUGGGGUAAUGGAGACUGAGGGAGAUCCUCAAUCUUCUUUUAGAAGACAGCCGGACCGUGAUCAUCGAGGAGCAAUUGUGGGAGCCAAUCAAGCUCAUGAUGACGGAACCCGGAAUGAAUAUCAAAAUUAAAUUAAUAGGGAACACGGUGCAAGAAAUAGCGAAAAUUUAAAUAUUUUAUUUUGAUUUCUUUGAUUUCUUUUAUUGAUAUGUUCAAUUGUGUAUAUAGUUAUAGUAAUUGUGUAUAUAGUUAUUUAUUGGCAUAAAUACAUGUUCAAUGUUCAUUGUAAUUAUGUUUAUAGUUAUUUAUUGUUGUUGUUUUUUUACAGCUCUGAA